GGCUGAGGGUGUCACCCGUCCACAGCUGGACCGCCGGGAGCUGGGGGCGUUCCGGAAGCAGCAGGAGGAGCGGUGGAAGAGCCUCAGCGGGCAGCUCCAGGAGAAGGCGCUGCAGGCAGAGCGUGACAAUGCCGCUGGGAUUAGGAAGCAGCUGCUGCCCGGUUUCCAUUGCCUGUCCUGUGACCGGCCCCUCAACAUGCUGGCACCUGGACCGGAGCGGACGGGCGAGUGCAGAUACCCCACUGUUCCGCGGAGCUGUGGGGGCCCACACACCGUCACGCCCCCGCGCUUCCAGCCCCAACCGCCCAGCACCCCACGGCCGUCCCAACCCAGUGCCCGCCGCCCCAACAAGAAGGACGCGAUGCAGCUGUCGGGCCAGGACGGCACUGAUGGGAAGCGGCAGGACGAGCAGCUCUCCAUGAUGGGGGGCUCUCAGAUGCCCACAACACCAACGGCCACCCCAGAGACCUCGACCUCGAGGAGCCAGAAAAGUAUGGCCCUGUCAGGGCACCGGGGGGCAGAGGACACCCCGCUGUCUGGGGGGACGGGUCUGUGCCCACAGCUGGGCAGGGUUGGACGGGGGUCUGGGCUCUGGGCUGGGCUGUGGGGGCAGCACUGGCUGCUGGGGCAGCCGGUCCCUGUGGUGGAGCUGGAGGGAGCUGGGGCGACAUGUGGGGUGGUGCUGGGCAGUGUGGGACAACAGCCUGUGUGCUUCAGGGUGGGGGCAGGACCCUGUUGGUGGGUGUCUGUGGCUGACCCUGCCCCUCGCCCCCAGGCACCGCCUCCCCGCUGCUGUUAGCCGUGCUGAAGCGCCAACCAGCCUCAGCUCCCGGACGCCUCACCCAGGCACCGAAGCUGCUGCCACACCGCAUUAAAUCAGCGCCCUGACAGCCGGGCAGGACGGGGGUCCCGGCCCCGGUCCCACCGCCCCGGGCGCUGAGCUGGCAGCGGCUGCAAUAAAUGGCGAUGGGCAACCAAGCGCUGGUGUGGUCUGAGUGGGGGUCCCUGGGGCAGGAUGGCAGAAAGCCCCCUGUGUUUGCUUUUUCAGGAGAAAAAUAAGUGCUAAAAAGGCGCUUUGGGGGUGCCCAGGUGGAUCCAGUGGUAUCCAGGGUCCCCAGAGGGAUCACGGGGAGCAAACCAGUGGGCACCAGGGCAGAGCCAGCAGAGGCCCAUCCUGCACCCCGGCUGGGGCUGAGGUGUCCAUGGGCUUCAGAAGCA
Molecule: messenger RNA, 1218 nt
Organism: Columba livia (rock pigeon)
Lineage: Eukaryota; Metazoa; Chordata; Aves; Columbiformes; Columbidae
Exons: 4
Coding region: 197-799 (200 amino acids)
Source: RefSeq, a predicted model, not a curated record